GCAACAUCUGGUUCAUCAGGGGCCUCACUGCUGUCUUCUGCCAGCACAGCUACUAUUUUUGCUGCCUUGUGGAAAGAAAUUAUUAGGCUGGUGAAAUUUUGCAAGCAGCUGUUGUCCAGCUUUCUUAAAGUUCAAAGUACAAAAGCUGGGUGCUUGCUGAAAAACAUAGAAACUAAAGACCAGGUUGAACAAAUGCAAUCAAGAUAUAGCAGAUUAUGUGCAAGAAUUCCGGGAGUUUUCAAAGAAGAUGAUGUCACGCUUAGAAGGACUUGGCAUUUUAAAGACAGAGCUUAAAAAUGACAUGGAUCAUUUGCUAACAAGAGUGGAAAGAGCUCAAAGGGAAAUUGACUACUUUGAAUCUGCAAAAGAGUCACCAAGUCCAUGUGUGGAAGUAGACGAAGAUCUACUGGAGCAACAAUUAGUGGAACAAGAAGAGUCGCAAAACAAAAUCAAGCUUAUGCUUAAUGCGAGUUGCAGCUUCAUGAUUGGAGGCAUCAAAUCCCUAAAGAUAGUGAAGAGAUCUGGAGACGUGCAUGGUUCAUGGUUGAAAGACCCAGGCAAGAAUCACCAAAAAAUUUAUUUCUUAACUGGAACAAAGAACAGAACUGUCAUGGAGUUUGCAAAUAUCCGGACUUUUACCGAAAGCAGCAAGAAACCAUCAGCUCGGAGAAUUACUUUGCCAUUUCCCUGGCAAGGAACAGGCCAUGCUAUAUAUAAUGGCUUUCUGUUUUAUCAUAGAUAUGGUUCCUUAAAUGAGAUAAUUAAAUUUGAUGUUCAGAAGAGAAAUGUGACAGACCAGAUGCUUCUGUCUGGUGCAGGAGAGACAUCUGCCUAUGAACUUAAUCCUUCUACAAAAAUAGACCUAGCUGUGGAUGAACUGGGAUUGUGGGCAAUCCAUGCAGAGCCAGGUAGCCACAAAAAAUUGGCCCUUACUAAAAUCAACCAUGAAACCAUGGCUGCAGAGUAUACUUGGGAUACAACCUGCAAAAGCCAGAAUGCAGAAGCAGCUUUCAUGAUGUGUGGUGCCUUGUAUGUAGUAUACAAUUCAGCAGGAGGAGGCACACCUCGUAUAGAGUGUAUUUACGAUACUUUAGAUACUAUCAGUCCUUAUGAAAUCCCAAUGAUUCAUUUUCCAAAACGCCAGACAAGUCAUUCCAUGGUACACUAUUAUCCCAGAGAAAAGCAACUCUUUGCCUGGGAUAACAGAUCCCAGGUAAUUUACAAGCUCCUGACAAAGCAAAAGAACUAAAACAAUAACUACACUCCCAAAUUAAAGACUCACUCUUCUCCUCUAUCUGCCUAUCCCAGUACUAGACUAGGUUGCAGAAUGUGGUUGUUUUUCUAUUUACAUUGCAUAUAUUUUAAAAUUGACUUUUACAGCCUAAUUAUACUUUUAAAAUAAAUGCCCCCUCCCAUCUAUCUCCAGUCAUCUGUGAACACUGCAGAACUCUUCUUCUUUGUAAAGAAAACUGGUCCUCUGAUGCCACAACCUGAACCUUUCUGCUUCAGGUGGGAGGCUGAGGAGAAGUUACCGAAUAGCAAGGUUAUUGUUGGUGUUCUUGUUGGGAAGUUUCAGAGCUUGAACAAGUGACUUUUUUGGACUACAACUCCCACUGGUCAUGCUAGCCCAGAAAGUAAGUUUUCCAACUUCCAGGAAGAAUAAAGAGGGGAGAAAGAUAAGGAGAUCAAACAACAAUGAUUGAGGAAAGUAUUGAACAUAUAUAUUUUCUGUCCUGGGUCCAAUGAGGAAAAUGGAGUAACAUAGGUGUUACCAUACAAAUAGCAACCACUUGUUUACUGUAGA
Sceloporus undulatus (fence lizard) is the source of this 1804-nucleotide messenger RNA. It is a transcript of the gene OLFML1, whose product is annotated as olfactomedin like 1. The coding region runs from base 248 to 1249 and encodes 333 amino acids. Lineage: Eukaryota; Metazoa; Chordata; Lepidosauria; Squamata; Phrynosomatidae. The transcript has 3 exons. Gene Ontology annotation, biological process: signal transduction. The record is from RefSeq and is a predicted model, not a curated record.